AUGCCUUCAGACGACGAGCACAGUGUAAGCGACGUGAGUGAUGUUGAGGAGGAGGUACAAACGCCUGCUCAAGAGGUGGAAGAUUGUAGCAACUCGGAUGUUGUGACUAAGUACAAACUAGCGGCUGAGAUUGCACAGUCUGCUUUGCAGGGUGUUCUAUCGCAACUAGUAGCGGGUGCAGACCUUGUGAAAGUGUGCGAAUUUGGGGACCAUAUUGUUAAAAUUCGCUGUGCUGCAAUAUUUAAAAGCAAAAAAGUGGACAAAGGAUUGGCAUUUCCGACGUGUAUUUCGGUAAAUGAAAUCUUAUGUCACUUUUCUCCAUUAGCAAAAGAAUCAAUGACCGUCAAGGCUGGCGAUUGGGUUAAGAUUGAUCUUGGAUGCCAUAUUGAUGGCUAUAUUGCUGUUGUAGCUCACACAGCUAUUGUUCCAAUGGAGGGAUCAGCUGCUGAAGCCGAGUUUCCGGAACUUAAUGGGGUUGAAGCUGAUGUCUUCAAAUGUGCUCAUGAUGCUGUCGAGCUAUGUUCACGUCUUAUUAAGCCUGGCAACACAAAUUUGCAAGUCACAGAGGCACUUGCAAAGUUGGAGCAGUCGUACGGUGUGAAGAGUCUACAAGGAACGCUCAUGCAUCAAUUAAAACGGUUUGUCAUUGAUGGAAACAAAAUGAUUGCUCAAAAGAUGGACAUUGAAAAUCGCACUCCAAAAGUUACGUUUGAACCCAAUGAAGUUUACACUAUUGAUGUGUGUUAUACCACCGGCAGUGAUAAACCAGUCACAAGUGAGCGUCGUACCACGGUUUUCAAACGUCAGGUGGACAAACAAUACCGUCUCAAGAUGAAGACUUCUCGCUACGUGUUUAAGGAGAUUAAUUCCAAAUUUCCAACUUUACCCUUUACCAUCCGUGCUUUUGAUGAUGAGAGUCAGGCCCGUAUGGGUGUUGUGGAGUGCGUUAAACACGAUUUGUUGCAGGCUUAUCCAAUCUUGGAAGGCCGUUCAGGGGACAAGGUGGCUCACUUUAAAAUUACGGUGUUAUUACUACCCAAUGGUACCACCAAAAUUACGGGGCUUGAUUUUCCAAGUGACAAGGUUCACACGGACAAGAAAGUAGAUGAAGAGACGGCUAAGAUUCUUGCAACUUCGUUGAAAAAGAAGAACAAAAAGAAGAAGAAAAAGCCGGCAGCUUAA
Molecule: messenger RNA, 1182 nt
Organism: Plasmopara halstedii
Lineage: Eukaryota; Oomycota; Peronosporomycetes; Peronosporales; Peronosporaceae
Product: dna-binding 42 kda
Exons: 1
Coding region: 1-1182 (393 amino acids)
Source: RefSeq, a predicted model, not a curated record